Zalophus californianus (California sea lion) is the source of this 1477-nucleotide messenger RNA. RefSeq names its product BTG anti-proliferation factor 3 (gene BTG3). Gene Ontology annotation, biological process: negative regulation of cell population proliferation; negative regulation of mitotic cell cycle. The transcript is spliced from 5 exons. Gene Ontology annotation, cellular component: cytoplasm; nucleus. Bases 259 to 1038 code for a protein of 259 amino acids. The record is from RefSeq and is a predicted model, not a curated record. NCBI's taxonomy places the organism in Eukaryota, Metazoa, Chordata, Mammalia, Carnivora, Otariidae.
GGCUCAACUGGGAGUUGUAAACAAACAACCUAAAAUAUCACAGAGCAGCUACACAGUGGACGUGCCUGAAAUUACCACAACAAGGACGAGGAUCCGUCCAUAAAUGCAAAGUCUCCCCUCCAUCUGAUACGGGUCGCCACCCCACCUCUCAAGAGCUGGAGCAGAGCUGGGUCUCGAACUCGUGGCCGGAGGUUGUCAGGGAGCAGGUUGGCAAGGAGAGACCAGAGGGGAAAGCGGAGACCCACGCGCGACCCCCGGAUGGCGAUGCAGCCGGGAAAGAUGAAGAACGAAAUUGCUGCUGUUGUCUUCUUUUUCACAAGGCUAGUUCGAAAACAUGACAAGUUGAAAAAAGAGGCAGUUGAGAGGUUUGCUGAGAAAUUGACUCUUAUACUUCAAGAAAAAUAUAAAAAUCACUGGUAUCCAGAAAAACCUUCAAAAGGACAGGCCUACAGAUGCAUUCGUGUCAAUAAGUUUCAGAGAGUUGAUCCUGAUGUCCUGAAAGCCUGUGAGAACAGCUGCAUCUUGUACAGUGAUCUAGGCUUACCAAAGGAACUCACUCUGUGGGUGGAUCCGUGUGAGGUGUGCUGUCGGUAUGGAGAGAAAAACAAUGCAUUCAUUGUUGCCAGCUUUGAAAAUGAGGAUGAGAACAAGGAUGAAAUCUCCAAGAAAGUUACCAGGGCCCUUGAUAAGGUUACCUCUGAUUAUCAUUCAGGAUCCUCUUCUUCAGAUGAAGAAACAAGUAAGGAAGUAGAAGUGAAGCCCAGUUCGGUGACUGCGACCCCAAGCCCUGUGUACCAGAUUUCAGAAUUGAUAUUCCCUCCUCUUCCAGUGUGGCACCCUUUGCCCAGAAAAAAGCCAGGAAUGUACCGAGGGAAUGGUCAUCAGAAUCACUACCCUCCUCCUAUUCCAUUUGGUUACCCAAAUCAGGGAAGAAAGAAUAAACCGUAUCGCCCAAUUCCAGUAACAUGGGUACCUCCUCCUGGAAUGCAUUGUGACCGGAAUCACUGGAUUAAUCCUCACAUGUUAGCACCUCACUAGCUGCUUUUGAUUCUGUUGGUGUCAGUGUUGAGAGAAGGUAGAAUAAGCCUGACCACAUUAAAAGUUAAAAGUUCAUACUCAUAGUAGUAAAGUUAGAUGGGCCAAACCAUCAAACUUAUUUUUAUAGAAAAGUUAUUGAUAAUAAUCUUUCUUAAAAAAUAUAUAUGCACUUUAGAUAUAUUGAUAUAGUUUGAGAAACUUUAUUAAAGUUAGUCAAGUGCCUGAGUUUUUAAUAUUGGACUUGAGUAUUUAUAUAUUGUGCAUCAACUCUGUUGGAUACGAGAACACUGUAGCAGCAGACGAUCUGUUCUAGCACCUUUGAGCAUUUACUUUAUGGAGAGUAUGUAAGUUAUUUAUACACAAGGAAAUCUAUUUUAUGUCAUUGUUUAGAAGAAUUGCGUGAAAUCAUGUAGUUGCAAAUAAAAAGUAGUUUGAGGCA